GUGUCUAGGGCUGCACUCGAAUGCAAUGAAGACAACUGUGAUCGCUACCAAAUAUUUAUAGCCAAGAAUUUCUGUCCUGAGCAGCUUGUUUUUGUUGAUGAAUCAGCUUGUAAUCGGAUUACAACAAAGUGUCCAAUGGCCUGGUCUCCGAUUGGCACACAUGCAUGCUGCCAUGGAUAUUUCAUCCAUGGGCAAAGGUAUCCAAUCCUACCUGCUCUCUCGUUAGAUGGCAUCCUGCACCUUGAUGUGCUUGAUUGUUCAUAUACAUUGGCAACAUUCAAUGAGUUCAUAGAUGGUUUGCUCAAUAAUAUGAACCCUUUUCCUCAGAAAAAUUCCAUAAUUGUGAUGGAUAAUGCA
Suillus paluster is the source of this 357-nucleotide messenger RNA. RefSeq lists its product as uncharacterized. NCBI's taxonomy places the organism in Eukaryota, Fungi, Basidiomycota, Agaricomycetes, Boletales, Suillaceae. The annotation marks the transcript as partial. The record is from RefSeq and is a predicted model, not a curated record. The transcript has 2 exons.